AUGGAGACUGAAGCAGGCGGAGAUAAACUGAAGGAGGCCACUAUUCCCGGCCGCGGCAAGAAGAGGCCGCCGUCCCCGGCAUCUUCGCGGAGCGACGACGGGGAGGACUCGUCGAUGUCCAGCAGCGACGACGACUGCUGGGAGUUCAGCGACGAGGAGCAGGAGGAAGAAGAAGAAGAAAACGACGAGGAGGACGAUCAAGGGAUGGGCCCUUUUACAGUCGACAAUUUUCCAAGGUUUAGCAGUGACCAUUUUGAGCAGACUGAUACAAUAUACAGAUAUCCAGGGAUUCAUCUUCGAGGCCCUCCACCACUCAGCCUUUUCUGUGCAUUCAAAGAUUAUCCUGUUGGCGUCACAAAAGGCCGCCAUUGGUUUGGUAGUCUGUAUCGACUCUAUGAUGAAUCUGAAAUCAGUUUAAACAAUGCCCAGACCAUUGAUUGCUUAGAACAUUGUCACUGCAAUGCUACAGAUUUGCUGCAAUUAAUUGAUAUUAAAAUCGCUGGCUAUCGCCACACCCAGCCUGGGCAUGCCAAAAUCUUUGGUUUUUUUGCAACCCGGGAUAAGAUUGAACCUUUACGCAACUAUGUCUACAGACGUGGGAUUGACAAUUAUGAAGCAGUGUCUGUGAAGCGAAAGACGGGUAUGGCACGCUUAUCAUUGGCUAGCCCUGCUCGAGGUAUUUGCAUCUCAAGCCAUGCAUUGUUCGAAUUCGAGCUUUGUAUCCGAACUGAAGAUCCAUCUGAAGAUGAACCAAAAGGUGACGUUUUGAUCAAAGGGUGUACUGAGAUCAGCAACAUGUUUGGAACAGAAUCAUUUGUGAAAACUGGCCGUCUGUAUGGGGAGAAGUGUGCAUUGGAUGUGAAGUUUGUAGUUCUGAACAUUGCUGUUCAAGCAACAGUUGAUGUUGAGAUCCUACGUGCUCCUGCCUGUGGCUUUGAUCUGAAGUUAUACGCCAAGACCAGUGGCUUUAGUGAUGUGAUCCGUCUUUUUGAAGGUGUUACAGAAGCUGGGUGCAGAUUUAGUUCAGUUGUAGCGGUGAUGCGUCGUAGUCACCUUGAUCUUCAUAUUACUUGGUCAUUAAUAGAUAACAGUCACCUGUCCAAUGAAGAGUGGACAUGCAGAUUUAAUGCUUGUUAUCAUGGAACAGUGGAUAAAGAGGUGAAUCUUGAUGAUUUCACGACAAUUUCAGUGAAGGUCACCUGGAAAGCUGUAGAAGACACACGAAGAGUCUUGAAGGACUAG
Messenger RNA from Miscanthus lutarioriparius, 1242 nucleotides. Lineage: Eukaryota; Viridiplantae; Streptophyta; Magnoliopsida; Poales; Poaceae. The record is from the annotation of a GenBank genome assembly.